UAAGCCUGGUAUGUUCAGUUAUUCUGCCUGAGAUGAAAGGUUAAAUUUUUUAAUCUUGUUGUUGAUGUAAAAAUCUUUGGGUCCGGUUUUGUCUUAUUUACAGACAAACAAGAAAAUUGACACGUUUCCCCCCUCGAGCUUCAUCAUCUCUUCAUCUUCUAUGUCUGCAGCUUAAUUCUAUACCUCGUCACAAUGAAUGCCAAUUUCUUUGCAACUGUCUUGUUGACGCUUUCUGCAUUCGUCUCCAUCGUUUAUGGACUCCCGACCGGAGCACCGACCACUGCCUGUAAGGACAUGACGCCCAACCAUUUGAAUUACCGUCCGCAAACUUCCGCAUCUCCAUUCCGUACUGUUCCGGCAAAUACAUUGAUGGCUGCAGGAGAAAACCUGGACAUUUUACUAGAAACCACUGCCACUAAUCAAUUCCGAGGUUUUCUCACCAUGGCGUUCGAUGCAUCGAAUACCGGUGCCGGACCCAUCGGCAUCAUCAGCAGCGUGAGUGACGGGCAGGUGAUUGAAUGCACAGCUGGAUUUCUCAAUGCUGCUACCCAUGUGGACAAUGUAGAUAAGAGCCAAGUCAGUUUGGUUUGGACCGCCCCUGCUGAUUUCACUGGCACUGUAGUCUUUUGGACUACCUUUGUUCAAGCACAAGAUAUUUUCUGGGUCCAGGUACCUUCAGCGACUGUCACUGUGGCAUAAACUGUCAAAUUCUUUGCUUUCCCUUAUUGAUUGUUGCCGCUUGUAGUCGGGCAAUUGAUGUGCGUUAGUCCAAUCAAAUGUAACGAAAGAAGAAAAAUAUAACGAAAUUUUACCAGUA
This is a messenger RNA of Daphnia pulex (common water flea), 817 nucleotides long. Its product is annotated as putative defense protein 3. Lineage: Eukaryota; Metazoa; Arthropoda; Branchiopoda; Diplostraca; Daphniidae. The coding region runs from base 193 to 699 and encodes 168 amino acids. Gene Ontology annotation, molecular function: oxidoreductase activity, acting on metal ions. The record is from RefSeq and is a predicted model, not a curated record. The transcript has 6 exons.